AUGAUAUCAUAUCACGGCACGUCACAGCACGUCACAGAGCGUCACAAAGCGUCACACACCGUCACAGAGCGUCGCACAUCGUCACAAAGCGUCACACACCGUCACAGACCGUCACAAAGCGUCACAGACCGUCACAAAGAGUCACACACCGUCACAAAGCGUCACACACCGUUACAAAGCGUCACACACCGUCACACACCGUCACAAAGCGUCACACACCGUCACACACCGUCACAAAGCGUCACACACCGUCACAAAGCGUCACACACCGUCACAAAGCGUCACACACCGUCACAAAGCGUCACACACCGCCACAAAGCGUCACACACCGUCACAAAGCGUCACACACCGUCACAAAGCGUCACACACCGUCACAAAGCGUCACACACCGUCACAAAGAGUCACACACCGUCACAAAGCGUCACACACCGUCACAAAGCGUCACACACCGUCACAAAGCGUCACACACCGUCACAGACCGUCACAAAGCGUCACACACCGUCACAAAGAGUCACACACCGUCACAAAGCGUCACACACCGUCACAAACCGUCACACACCGUCACAAAGCAUCACAAACCGUCACACACCGUCACAAAGCAUCACAGACCAUCACACACCGUCACAAAGCAUCACAGACCGUCACAAAGCAUCACAAACCGUCACACACCGUCACAAAGCAUCACAGACCGUCACACACCGUCACAAAGCGUCACACACCGUCACAAAGCAUCACAAACCGUCACACACCGUCACAAAGCAUCAUAGACCGUCACAAAGCAUCACAAACCGUCACAAAGCAUCACAAAGCGUCACACACCGUCACAAAGCGUCGCAAAACAUGCAUCACAGUAUAUGCUGGGCAGUAUGCAUACUGGCACUGCAUCCUCCCCAUCAACAAUUGACUUGUAACAAGGGGGGAUUGUACCAUCUCUGA
This is a messenger RNA of Paramuricea clavata, 936 nucleotides long. The record is from the annotation of a GenBank genome assembly. Lineage: Eukaryota; Metazoa; Cnidaria; Anthozoa; Malacalcyonacea; Plexauridae.